This is a messenger RNA of Diaporthe amygdali, 1791 nucleotides long. RefSeq lists its product as uncharacterized. Gene Ontology annotation, cellular component: membrane. The transcript is spliced from 5 exons. NCBI's taxonomy places the organism in Eukaryota, Fungi, Ascomycota, Sordariomycetes, Diaporthales, Diaporthaceae. Bases 1 to 1791 code for a protein of 596 amino acids. The record is from RefSeq and is a predicted model, not a curated record.
AUGGCUGAAAAUCAUGCUGUUGUCAUAGGUGCAUCCGGACUUAUUGGCUGGGGCGUUGUGAAUGAACUCCUCUCAAAAGAUUCAAUUUCAGCCGGCACUUUCAGUAGGGUCACGGCGCUCGUCAAUCGCCCCAUCAAGCGGGAUGAAAGUUUCUGGCCGAAGAGCCACCCAAGCCAACCAGAGCUUCUCCUGGUCGAUGGCGUUAACAUGAUGGACGAGCAAGAGAAAGUCACGACACUGCUCAGGGACAGGAUACCGGAUGCCCAUACCAUCACUCAUGCUUUCUAUUUCGUCUUCAGAGCGAAUGAUGGCGAUCAGGAAGCGGAAGUGCAGAUGAAUACCAACAUGAUGGCCUGCUUCAUCAACGCGAUCGAGUCGCUCACCACGAGUCUCAAAUUCUUCGUCUUCCCAGGAGGAACACGAGGCUACGGCAUCUACCGCCCAGGCGGCAUGUUCACCGCGCCGCUCGACGAAUCACUCAUCGACACACUCCCCGACGACUACGCCAAGACAGUCACGUACCCAUCGUUUCGGCGCCUGCUCGCCAAAGCAAGCGAGGGCAAGUCCUGGACGUGGUGCGAGAUCUGCCCUGAUGCAGUCAUCGGCUUCGCGCCCAACGGCAGCGGGUGGUCCCUCGCCGCCCACUGGGCCACCUACCUCAGCGCGUGGCGGCUCAAGCACGGCGAGGGGAGCGAGGUGGCCUUCCCAGGCACGCUUUCUGGCUACGAUUCCAAGUUCACCGAAGCGAGUACGAGGGCGCUAGCCCGCUUCGCCAUCUACGCCUCUGUGCUGAGACCGGAGGCGUGCGGUGGCGGCAGGACCUUCAACGUGGCGGACGCCGAGGGGCCUGCCACCAUGCGGGAGAGGUGGCCGCAAAUCGCGGCAUGGUUCGGGUUAAAAGGGGUGGCUCCACCGUCCGAUGGCUAUCGGGGAAGUAAGCCAAGCGAGUUCAUUCACGAAAACAGGAAGCUGCUCGAAUCGGCAGGAGUAAGAGGUGUCAGUGUUUGGCAUUCGGAUCAGCUAGACAGCUAUGGUUAUUGGCUUACGUUCGAUCGCCACCUUAGCCUUCGUCGCCUCCGGCAAGAGGCAGGAUUUUCUGAGCAAAGUAGACCGGAGGAGGGAUGGUGGAAAGCGUUCGAGCUGUUCAGGGAAGCUGGCAUGAUUCCGUAUUUCCAGGCUUAUGAAAACGCGAGCAAACAGAGACCGUACAUAGUUCAAUUCUGCACCUCGUUGGCAAUCUGGCUCAGCGCCGACAUUCUAGCCCAGCAGAUUGGAGCAGAAGAGUACGACGCGACACAGACUGCGCGGAUGCUGCUCAUCGGCGGUGCGGCAUCAGUACCCAUGUACAGAUGGUUCAUUUUUGUGUCCACACGAGUUCAGUUCAGGUCUGGACUCCCCAAGAUUAUCAACGCCACCCUUACUGUUGCGACUCGCACAGCCAUCACAUGCUGUAUUAUGACACCAGUGAUGAGCACCUACUUCUUCAGCAUGCAGUCUUUUCUAUCUGGCCACGGUAUAGCAAGCACCUGGGAACAUCUGCAACGAACUUUGCCACAGAGCUGGGAAUCUGCAUUCCGCUUUUGGCCUGUUGUCAACGCUGUCAACUUCUCUGUCGUGCCGGCGCAUUUAAGAGGGAUCUUCCAAGCUUUUGCAGGGCUGGCCUGGCAGACAUAUCUGGCGUGGCUGAAUAGGCAGAAGAUGGAUCUGAAGUCGGCUGGGGCAGGGACAUGCCGAAUUGCAGAAGAGUCCAUCGUGAUGAGGAGCAAGUCAUCGAAGCAGAGUCAGUGUUGA